This is a messenger RNA of Phytophthora sojae, 1441 nucleotides long. RefSeq lists its product as hypothetical. The coding region runs from base 1 to 1347 and encodes 448 amino acids. The record is from RefSeq and is a predicted model, not a curated record. Gene Ontology annotation, cellular component: endoplasmic reticulum membrane; oligosaccharyltransferase complex. The transcript has 2 exons. Lineage: Eukaryota; Oomycota; Peronosporomycetes; Peronosporales; Peronosporaceae.
AUGGCGUUCCGCUCCCUCCUCUCGGCGCUGUGCCUGGCGCUGGUGCUGGCCGUCGCGCAGGCCGCGCGCACCGCUGUGGUGCUCGAGUCCCCGGAGCUGCAGAAGACGCACUCCAAGUUCUUCAAGCUGCUGGAAGCCCGUGGCCAUGAGCUGAGCUUCUUCGCGGGCGAGGAGAAGCAGCCGCUAGAGCUGGAGCGCUUCGGGGAGCGCACGUACGAGAACCUGGUGCUGUUCACGCCCCAGAAGGCGCUGGGCUCGCUGCGCAAGUCGGACUUGCUGCACUUCGUGGAGGAGGGCGGCAACGUGCUGCUCUCGGCCAGCAAGAAGCUCACUAAGGUGCAGCGCGAGUUCGCGCUCGAGUGCGGCGUCGAGUUCGAGAAGAAGGGCAACGUGGUGCUGGACCACGUCAACCCCAUCGCGGACGACGACGACAUCUACAACUCGGUGAUCGCGGCCAAGGACUUCGUGGCCUCGGAGCGCGUCGUGGGUGCGCUGGCCUCCAAGCCCAAGCCCGUCGCCUUCUCGGGCGUCGGCAUGUCGCUUGAGCCCAACAACAUCCUGGCCUUCCACGCGCUCAUGGCCCCGGCCACGGCGUACUCCGCCAACCCCGUCAAGCCCAUCACGGACAAGGUGGUGGCCAGCGACCUGCUCUUCGGCAACCAGAUCGGCCUCGUGACGGCCGUGCAGGGCCGCAACAACGCCCGCCUCAUCUUCGCCGGCUCGCUCGACCUUUUCAGCGACAAGUACAUGGACGACAAGCAGUUCGCCAACGCCGAGUUCGCCGACGCCGUGACCAAGUGGGGCUUCCAGGAGAGCGGCGUGCUGCGCAUGACCAACGUCAAGCACCACCGCGAGGACGGCUCCCAGCCGGCCAAGAUGCUGAGCGACGCCAACCGCGGCGACCAGCCGAUCACGCUGUACCCGGACGCCGAGGUGGCUCGUGACUCCCUCGUGUACCGCGUGAAGGACAACCUCACGUACUCGCUGGACCUGCACGAGCUCAAGGACGGCAAGUGGGUGCCCUACAAGGCGGACGACGUGCAGCUGGAGUUCGUCAUGCUGGACCCUCAUGUGCGCACAACGCUCACGCACGACAACAAGGGCCACUUUUCGGUGACGUUCCAGGCUCCCGACGUGUACGGGAUCUUCCUCUUCCGUGUCAUGUACCGCCGCCUCGGACUGUCGACGAUCUACACGACCACGCAGGUCUCGCUUCGCCCGUUCAAGCACGACGAGUACGAGCGCUUCAUCCCGGCUGCGUACCCGUACUACGCCUCGGCGUUCUCCAUGAUGGCUGGUGUGUUCCUCUUCAGUGUGUACUUCCUCUUCUUCGACGGCAAGAAGUAGGAAUGUGGAUGCAUACGCGCGAGCCUUAGCCAAGCAAAAACUCGCUGACUAAUGCGAUUUCAGGAGCUAAGAUCAAUGCAUGCCGUUCACAAAC